Messenger RNA from Lachancea thermotolerans CBS 6340, 1944 nucleotides. It is a transcript of the gene HDA3, whose product is annotated as Hda3p. Bases 1 to 1944 code for a protein of 647 amino acids. The record is from RefSeq and is a predicted model, not a curated record. Lineage: Eukaryota; Fungi; Ascomycota; Saccharomycetes; Saccharomycetales; Saccharomycetaceae. Gene Ontology annotation, cellular component: HDA1 complex; nucleus. The transcript has a single exon.
AUGGACUUAGCAAAAAUAUUAGAUACAGCUCCGGAGCCAGCGAUAGUGGAUGCGCAGACCAUGGGCGUUUCAGGGGAUGUCUCCGGAGACUACUGGUUACCAGCGCCAAUGUGCUUAUAUCAAAAAGAGCUGAGCGAGCAGAUAGUAUCGCUGCAUUAUUCCGAUAUCUUGAAGUACUAUGAGACGGAAGACUACAACACUGAUGUUGUCUUACACUCGAUGCAGACAAUGUGCCUCAAUAGCGAAUACGUUGCAACCCACCCAUAUUUGCUAAUCGACCAUUGCGUACCGAAGUCGCUGAUUACCAAAGACAUUCCUAAUCAUCUGGCUGAGACAAGCGGCAAGUUUGCUGUUCUUAAAGACUUGAUAACCUUAAUCCAAGACUACGAGACUGAAACAGCCAUUGUGUGUCGAUCCGGCCGGACGAUGGACCUCCUGGAAGCACUAUUGCUGGGCAACAGGGUUAAUAUCAAAAGAUACAGGAGUCCCUCAAUCAAAACAAAGCAAAAGGCCAGAAAGCAUUCAUGCACAUGCCACUUGUUUCCUUCCGAUGGCUUCGAUGAAACAUCUGGGUUGCCAGUCGACCCAAAGAUAUACUUUGAUCUUCUUCUUUGUCUUGAUCCAACAGUCGAUACCUCUAUGCCCCAUAUUCAGCAGAUUCUUACUCAGGCGAGGCCUUCAAGCGGACCAGGGAAGCAAGCACCAAUAGUGAGACUAACGACUAUUAACGCUAUUGAUCAUUGUGAGCUCUACCACAGUAAACUUCUCGAUCCAAAAAGCCGUGAAUAUCUCGUCAGGGUUAGCGCUGCUGUUGUUGUACUUCGAGACGUUGUCGGAACUCUCCCUCCAGAUUUACGUCCUAUUUACUCCCAAGGUUUAAAGUACCUUGUAGAGUGGCUGGAAGACCCAAGUAUUCCGUGGCCGCUACCCGACAUAUACCCCAUCAAAACUUUCACUCCCAUGGACGUGGAAAAAUCACUAUUAACUGAAGUUCGUUUCAACCAAGCUAACGAAAACCUUGCUCAUGUAUUCAACAACGGAAAAAAGCGCGGCCGCAAGCCUAAUUCAGCGUAUUCAAAGGAAGGCGAGCCCAUAUCUUACUAUCAAUCUAAAAGAUUAAAGAACGACUACUCAACAAACCCGCUCAAGCAGAACAUGGCACAGUUGACUGGGAUCGCCACGAUUAAUGAUGGAGGGUCUGUCAAUUAUCACCUUUCUGGGGGCCUUCUCACACACAAGCUAAUUCAAUCAAUAGGCGAGGCUUACUACAAUCUUGACAGACAAUCUGCUGAACUGCAGAAUUUUGAAACAAAAGAGCAAAAUCAAGUUCAUCGACUAGAGCUUGUAAUGAAAGAGCAUGAAGACAUAAAAAACCAGCUAGAGCCCGCUAUCAAAGCACAAGAUUAUAAUCGAGAAGAAUCCACGAGACUAUUGGCAGUCGUAGAAGAAGAACACAAGAAAGUUGCAAGCUCUAUGGAAGAACUAGAUACUUACACGGAGACGCUACGAGAAAAGAGUCCCGACUUCUCGAAGUUAAUUGACUGUCUAUUGGAGAUUGCCAAAGUCCAGGAGGAAAUUGAAAAACAACAAAAGCUAAAGGUUUCGAGAAACAAUGAGCACACAUACAUGACUGAAGAACUGCGACGGGCUAAUGAGGCUCUGGCUGGAUUUCAAGCGGAGAAAGCUCCCAUAGCAGAGGAAACGCAGCAACUAGAACAAAAAAUUGAGGAGAAGCUGGCUGAGGACAGAAUCCAGUCUCAAAAAUCUCAAGAGAGAAUCCAGAAGCUGAUGGCACAAAUAAACGACGAAAAAGCCAUAUUGGAGACACUGGAUAAGCAAGUGGCCUCUAUGACGGAACAGCUGAAGAAAACGCCACCGUCGAAAGUUCGCUCUUCUAACAAUGCGCAGAGAGGUAAGCACAGAAAGCACUCGGGCAACUCUUAG